Molecule: messenger RNA, 10458 nt
Organism: Dermacentor albipictus
Lineage: Eukaryota; Metazoa; Arthropoda; Arachnida; Ixodida; Ixodidae
Product: mucin-17-like
Biological process (GO): cell differentiation
Source: RefSeq, a predicted model, not a curated record
UGUGCACAGCACGUGACGGAAGCGUACUUGUGUUCUCGCAGACUAUCGGAGUGGCGGAACUGCCUGUGGGCUCGUUGAUUCGUUAGCCUUGAGCUGCGGCAAAAGUGUUUUUGACGCUCCUUCGUCGGUGAGCUCGGAAAUUCACCGUGCUCUGCGACAACGUCCGGAGUCGCGAACGUUGCAACGUCUGGGAGUGCGACCGGGUCCAGCCGAAGAUUGGUACAGUGAAUCUAGGAAUGUUUUAAACCGAGUCUGUUCUCUGUUCGGUGUUCCUCGGUUUAGAAGAGGACGAGCCACCGCCAGCCGUAAGUGCAUGCAUCACGUGCCGGUUGGUGGUUGAUUCUUCGAGUUCCACGUGACUGUGACGCGCGGGUGCUGUUUCUUUUUUUUUUUUUGCGGACACUGUUGAACGGAGCCAGCGGGGCCAGUUGCCGUGUUGGUGUCGAAAGAAAGGCUUUUUGGAACGUUGUACUUGUGCCACGUGACGCGAGCUGCUUUACGCGUGUGAAGCUAUACAAGCCGUGAACCUUGAAAGUGAUCGGAAUGUAGCGACGGCGGGCCAUAGUUCAAAACUUUCGAAGCGGCGGAGGCUUCGAGCCGGCCGGAUUUUCGUUCUCAAGCCUUAGGAGACCUGACCAAGUUCAGCCAGCUGAAGGACCACUACCGGACGCGGUACGAGCAUGCCAGCUGCCUGUUCACGCGGGACUCGCGGCCCCAGCGGGUGCGCCAGCUCUACGAGCACGCCGCGGCCACGCCUGCCCUGCACGUGAUCCGCGGCGCUGCCGUAGACGAUGGGUGGAGCGGCGCCGAGGACUCGCCCCGGAGACUGUUCCUCUGCAUGCCCGUGUGGGGAGACGCCUCACCGCGCGCCAGGAACGUAGACCUCGACAUCGAGACCCGUAGGCCUGCUAGCUUGGUUACUGCUGGCCAAGAUGCGCGAGACAGUGGAGCGGAGGAGCUGUUGACGUUGCCGUCUCCCGAGGAGAAAAUGCACGCUUUGUCCUUGGAGUACCCGGCCGUCGUGGUUCCUAUCGACACAUCAGAGAGCAGUUUCAACCGCUUGUCAUCAGUGCGGAGGUCUUUGAUACAUGUUGACUUCCUGAUAAAGCGAAAGAAGCAUCACAAGAGAAGAAACACAAUCUCGGACGGGAACUCCAAGGAGAUCGUAGAGGCGCUUACCAGCCGCAAGAAGUCUGGCACGUUGGUCAAGACGGAAGCCCUGAUCCAUAGUUCGUGCCAGACAGACGACGACCUGCUCCAAACAGCGACAAGCACCAAAUCUAGCGGGCGAAGUGGCGGGGGCGCCACCAGCAAGCGCCGUCCCGAAGAGAGCCCUUCGUCUGGUGAGCUCUCAUCCUCGUCAUCCACCACAACCGAGACAAACGUCAACAGCAAACCCGAAAAGCGACUGUCCUUCUACGAAGCCAUGAAUUUUAGCAGGCUUGGCCGUGACUGGAAGUUCCUCAAGAAGUCUGGCAAGAACAAGGAGGCAGACAGUGGAAGCCACGGGGUGGCAAAAAACGAGACGGGCAGGGCCGCGGAGAGCGGCACGUCCACUGGCGGGAGUGAGAAGAAGAAGCGAUCGUCUUCCCUGCUGCCCAUCUCCACCAACUCCGGUGCAAUGACGGUGGCGGUGAAGCUGCGUGAAACAUCAGCGCGGACGUCGGCCAAGGGCGGUGAAGACGGCCAGUCGUCGAGCGGCAACUGGAGCGCCAGCAGCAGCACACGGGCUUCUGUGGAUUCAGACCAGCACCACUCAUCGGGGCCGUCCCCCGAUAUGAUCCCGCACAGCCACUCGGAGAGCUCUCUGGGCAGAGACUCGCUCUUCUCGGACAACACGCACCACAGUACCGAUGGGAGGUCUCAUGAUGGGACAACACCCGGUUAUACAUCGGAUGUCUCCGUUGCCCUGACCGCAACUACACUUGCAUCGUCUUGGAAGCAGCCAGGCCAGGGUCCACUGACUGCCCGCUCUAACAUGAACUCCACUUCAACUGAUCAAGAAAGCCAUUCGGGAACCAUAACACCCGAAGCUUGUCAUUCUGAUUCCAAAUCAUCUUCAUCGCCUGGAACUCGAAAGAUCAGCGUUGGCUCAGACCCAUUUACUAAUCCGAUUGACGACGGCGACUCCUCUGUAUACUCAGUUGACACUGAUGGCUAUUACACAUCAAUGCAUACAGACAGUGGCCUCAAGCAUGGCCUUGCCAAGUUUCCCGGUGAACAAAAUGGAGAACUAGGUGCUUCCGGUGACAGGGGUUCGCAGACGUCUAUAGACACAAUUGGAAACCUGAGUCUAAACAGCUUUCUCUCGCAGAAUGCAACCGACACGGGAACUGACAACUGCUCAAUUGCGAGCACACUUACGCAACGGUCGAAGGCACCACCGCUGCCCCCACCAAGGUUGUCCAGCGUGAGAACCCUGUCACCAAUUCCUUCACAAAAGGAGAGCUCUCCACCGGUGUCUACCGGUGAUAUAUCGGAAUCGGAUUGUGAGGUUGGUGAACGGCUGAGGAGGAAGACAUCCAUUGGCUCGUUCAGGUAUCCUUCCAUAUGUGCGGUGUCUCCUGAGCCUAGCGAUGAAGACAGCUGUCGUCUAGAUGUGGAGAAGCGAGCAUCUGGGCAGAACUCUCCCUCAUCUGAGCCUAACCCCUCUUGUGCUCCGAGAGCAGGAAAUGAGGUUCCCAAUCCACCUUCUGGUGCUGUACUGGCGGCAGAAGCAAAACAUGCCAACAUGGACAAAGAGGCAGACGAAUCUUCAGCGAGGCUCAACAUGUAUGGUGUGCAGUCUGCGCGAGACGUGCCAUUUCUUAACGCAGUCGUCUCUCAGCCAAAUGCGCCCCUUACACCCCGGCCUCAACCUGUGCUAGGUUCAUUCUCAUCUGCUGACAGUGACCAUACGCAGGGAGCAUUGCCCAACACUUCAAACAGAAGUGAACUUAAUGUAGGAGUACCAAGUGUGCCACGUGGUAGUGAGAGAAAGCAAAGCCCGGUGCAUGCACCAGUCAAAAAGAUAAAUAAGAGAGAGACAAAUAAAAGUUCAGAGGCACGAACUACACCAACUGUACAUGGCAGCUCAGCAGCUGUGACUACCAGCAGAAAGGAGCAGGCGGGAAGCACAAAAACUUCUGCCAGUCCUCAGGCUGCACAAUCGCCUAAGCAAGGAACUCCAUCACCCACCUCCAAUCCAUUCUACUUGAACAGACCAUCCUCACUUAUGAGCAAGACAAGAUCACCGUUCCUCUCCUAUCUGUCUAAAAACUCUUCUCCUCCAAAGACCCCAACUACACCAAGCCCACCAUCACCUGCCAAGUCAGCAGGUCGCGAUAUGAAUGUCAAACAGCUCACAUUGAGCGGCACCAGCCGCAAGGCACAAGAUGAAGCCCACUCUUCACCCGAGCCUUCCAGUCCGCAGAGCAGCCCACAGACAAGCCCACAGACAACGCCCCCUGCUGUGCCCCCUCCUCCACCUCCACUUACCUACAGCAGCCGAGUGCUAGAACAAGGAUCUACAAGACAGCCGAGUGCGAUCAGUGAUGCAAACAACGACUUUGCACAGACACCUUCCUACAGCAGGGCUGGCGCGAGAGUGACUCUAGAUUCUGAAGGCAAGGUAAUUUACAGUUCUAAUUCGCUGGGAAGGCAUCGUGACGGCUACAUGAUGAAGUGCCCCGUGCAGCAUGUGCCUUCAGGAAGCACUGGUCUUCCGGGUAAGUGCAUGACCUUGCCUGCAUCGAUGCCUCUUGCACCCGGCUUGAAUCAGCGUGCUUAUGUCCGGCUGGACCCUAGCGGCAAGGUGGAGACGUACACAAGCAGCACGAUUCCAAGGACGCGGUACUCUGUGUCUGGUGCCGUGACGUCUCCCGACACAAGGCCACUUUUGCAGUACAGGGAUGGAAUGUUUACAUUGAACAGUCCUCCAAACAGCACAUCCACACCAAGCACAAGGCCUCAGUUUCCAUUGUCGGGAAGGAGCACACCGCAGCCCACCACAUCGAGUCACGUUCAUGGCACCGUGUCUGGCAGGAGCACGCCUCAACCUUCAGCAUCGGGUUACCUGAGCAGUCAGUCUUCUGGAAGAACUACUCCAGUUCAACGUCCUGCAUCCAUUUCGACCCCGUAUUCUAACAGGCCAUCCAGUGCAAGCACUUCUAUCUCUGAAAACUCUUCAGGUCGCGUGACGCCUCUGCACCACUUUUCACCUAUCAGUGUCCCAUCGACAACUUCACCCGGGAGAAGAACUCCACUGCAGCCUUCUCCAAGGGAACCGGUAGGGCCCAGCUGGGUGUCGGGGUUGCCAGCUUCUCCGCCGACAUCAUCUACCAGCCCCUCAAACGCUGUACAGCACAUGCCACCUUCGCACAUGGUUCAGGCACCUGUGCCGCACCUUCAUCUCAGUGGCAGGACCACUCCAGUGCACCAGCACUCAUCACCUACUAACAUCCACAUUCCAAGCCAUGCUUCCUUCCCAGCAGCACGCAGUCAUAAUGGUCGUCCUACUGCUUCCAGCCCGGUGUCUUCAUGGAGCUCUGGUCAGACCACACCGGUGUCUAGAAACACUGCAAGGACUCCAACACCAGUGAUGCAUUACCCACCCCAUGGUCAUCGAAUGGAGAACAGCGCUGCUUAUGCUGCGGUGCCUAGACACAUGCAGCCUCAGGCCUACAGGCACAGUCCGCAUGACGAGAAUUUGGUAAACGGAAGGAUGACGCCGGUUGAUACACAGCAUCACAAUUCUGCAAACCAGUACAACUUUCCAGACAGACCCAGUUCAGGCAUGAUAGCACAUGAUCACCUUGAUGGAAGUGCACCAAGGAACCAGUAUUCAUCCUACAUACCUAGGGCUCCAUACCAGCCCAGCCAAUCACUGGUACGGGGACCCCUUGGUCAGCAAAUCGGCAUGUCAGGAACUCCAAGAGGAGUUGACCCUAGAGGUUCGAUUCCUAACCACGCACUGCAUGCAUCAAAUGGCAUUCGCGAAACUCAUGCCUACAGUCAAGGUGGGGCCUUGCCCCACGGUUAUCCUUCUAACCUUUCCCGGCAAUCGCCAGUGUCAAGGAGCCCGAUGAGCUCAACCCGCCUGCUGGCACCUGACCAUGCUAGGGCAGAGUACAUGCAGUCUGCCCAAAAUUCGGUUCCAACGGCCUCAUAUGGACAGGGUCCUCGAAGCUCUCCACAGCCAAUUCACAGCAUGCAGAAUUUGAGGCAACCACAAAGCAUUGCUGGACCAGGCCACUUCGGAUCAAGGACAGCCUUCGACAAUCAGAGGCAGAUGACAGGAGUGUACAUUCCAAGCUCACCGCAGAAUUCCUACCAGGGCGCCAACCACACUGGCAUGUCCAUGCCAGGCACAAUUGAGCCACCAUAUAGUUUACGAGAUCUUCGUAAGGAAGGUUCCCCCACAGCACUGUCUUCCACAAGCCUUUCUAGUUCUGGAUCGGAGAAGUCCCCAGACAGCAGCAGUAGCACGUCAAUCACCCGUGAGCUGGCACCACGAAAACCUAUGUCCACAGAAGAUCUCUUUGCCGCCAUUCAUUCGUCCAAGAAAAAACAUGGCAUCAGGACUGACACUGAUAUGGCCCAGUCACCAUUGUCAUCAAGAUCAAGUUCUCCCCUGGUUGUAACGAGCCGCCCGAGCACGCCAAGCCGGGGUGGCCUUGCUGAGACUGGUUUCCUGAGCCCACGUGGGGCCCGUGACCGUCGCAGCUGGUCGGGCGAUGUCACUGCAGCCCGCGUCUGCAGCCCGCUGGAGCGGCGGUCGCUCGCGAACGACCGUCUGGGUCCUGCCAAACCCACGAGCCUGCUUGACUUCAAGAAGCUUCUCCUACAAACAAAGACGUCCAGCAGCCAGAACAACUUGGACAGGAAAUCAGCCGUCGAACUGCUCAAGCCAGGCUCCUGUGGCAGGAAGGGGAGUGGCGAAAACUCAGUUCGGUCACUCCCGACGUCGCCCGUUAACACCCCUAGCCCGGUGGAAAAUCCAAGCAGUAGCAGCGCUAGUGGCCAGGCGGCAUGGACGUCGACAGUGCCUUUGAAGCGGGGCGGCCGAUCGCGAUCGUCGCUCCAGCAUCGCUACGACCUCAUGUACCCACCUAUCUUGGAAGACUGUCAAGAGGAAGGGGGUGAGGGAAACCGAACCUCUGCAACGGCGGGCAGCAAGGUUGAUGGCGAUGCAGGCGUUGGCUCGGGAAGUAGUGUUCAAACGCAUUCCUCACCUUCGAGCACCUGGGUGUGAGUGUAUGGUGUAUGGCAUGAGCAGACUUGGAAACUGGUGUUGCACUCAUGCUGGUGCUUCUAAGGUGUUUUUUUCUUCUUCUUUACCGGUCUUUUGUUUACUUUUGAACCGACAGCUCGCUGUUGUCUAUACAUUACUGCCAAGGUUGUGAUUGUAAAGAGCUACAAGAAAGGCAAGAAAAAAAGUGAUUAGGACUGCUGCCUUGAAACAAGGUGAUCACACAUAAUGUUGUGUGUUUUGGUGGGAGAAAACAAUGCUUAGCUCACCCGUUUUCUGGGCUCUACUACUUCUUCACUUUUUGGGCUUCUGCAGUUUCAUAUUCGUUCUUGGCAGGCAAGCACUUUGUCCUGUGAGGCAGCUCUUUAAGAACUGUCACAUUUAUCGUUUGCAGCAUUCUCAAGCAGUCGUAGGCUGCGCUUUUCUCAAAUCAGCUAGACAUUUAAUAAUCAUCAUUCAUUGUUUAGUUUCUUUUCUGCUGCUUUUAGCACCAAGUCUUGUUGGUUUUAUUUUCAAACAUAGGUAGAGUACAAUCGGGUGUGUGUGUACAUUAUCCAGGAAGGUAGUUUUACUUAUAAGAAGGAUUAUUACUUUUUUCUUUUUAGCUUCUAUGCAUCAGAGUGGCUGGCAUAGAGGAGUGCGAACACAUUGAUAGCGUCAUGCAUUAUUUUGGUUGGAGAUACUUUUGCGCGCACGCACGCAUACACAAUGUUUGAAUGUAUAUGAGUGUUCGUUUACAUAGUAACUUGAGUUCAUAUCAUUUUGUAGUGCGCAGAUCAUUCCGGUGUCAUCAAAGUUUUACAUUACUGUGUGAGGUUUUUCACAUAAAAUCACUUCUUUUUUUUUAAGUGUAUGAAGUAUUAGCAGUGCAUGGCACAGUUACCAUAGGUAUGGGCUACUUUUUACCUCUUGACCCCAAUACUACUUGGAGGGCAGGCACUCCAUUGGUUCUUUAAUUUGCUGCACAUUAGGCUCAUCUAUCCACUUAUAUGCACAAGGAAGCAACCGAUUAGCAUCUUUGAAACUUGCUUAUUCUAUGUAAUGUUACUGCCAAAAUUGAGAGGUUCUUCGUUACUGAAAUUGUUAAUGUACCAACUGUGAGGUUGUGCUGUGUGGGUGUGUAAUAUUUAUGUGGUAUUCAAAAAAUAUUCAUAUGUUAUUUUGGAGUGCCUAACGCUAAUGGUCUUCAGUAGCGCUCUUUAUUUACGUUUUCCUGCUGAUGCUGCUGUUUAUCUGCAACGAAGCUGCCAAGCUACAUCGUAAGAAACUUAACCGCACUUUAUACCUACAGUGAUGACUGCUUGCUCCAUAGGCCCAUAAAGAUAUUAGCUUGCCAUGCAGUUUCUCUUAGCGUUGAAUGAACUAUGUAUAUAAAGCCAAUUUAUGUUACUCUUAUUUAUGCCUUGCUGCAAUUAGAAUGCAUUCUGGUGCUUGGUGUCAUAGAAACCUUCCUAUUUUUGCCAGAGUGUAGCGAAAUUUGGAUGUGUUGUUAGGUUGUGUUAUUCAUUUUGGGGUAUCAGUACCAAAGGCUGGAUUAGGAUUAGACCUGUAUACUAACUCCUUAUGUGAUUACAAGUGAAAUACUUGUAGAAGUACUUCACUUGUACUCAUUAAUUCAGAAAGUAUCUAUGGUACAUAUGCUUUUGGCAGUAAUUACAUUGUUUUGACCCCUCGUAGCUCGGUGAAUUACGUCAUUCUGCAUACAGUUGCUGCCUGUUUGCAUGUUUACACAAUGGUUGGAUGCUGUUCCAUUGUAGUGAUUUCACGACGCAGUACUUCCAGUUUUGAAAGUUCUCAUUACUGAUUGUACCUAAAUGUGGUGACCUGAAUUCUUCCCAAUGAUUUUUGUUAUGGGAGUAGGUAAUGUCUAAGGGGAACACUUGUGAAUCAUGACUACUUGGGUAUUAAGGGUAACCUUCUUAAAUACUUUUCAUGGUGAAGCUUCACAUUGCAGUAACAGAAACUUUACGUGAAGAGAAUACAGAACACGUAAAGUUUUGACUAGUGCAAUCUACAGUUUCAACCAGAAAUAACUAACCCAGCAUGUCAUCUAUUCCUAUUCACACUGCUUCUGUAACUGUCAGCAGAGAAUUUUAGCUUGUCCCUAUACACAUUACCCUUCACAGAAUAUACCGGGUAACAGGAGAUGUGGACGGCAGUAGUAAUGCCGGUAGCGCAACCUUGUGACACUUUGUUCAACCACACUAAAGUACGAACAUUUUUGUUUUGCACGAGUGUUUCUGCCAAAAUAAAAUAAAAAAAAGGAGAGAACUGCAUGUUGACGAUUAUGUCACUGCAAUAGUAGCGCUUUGUCCUCGCCAAUUUAACUAUGUGGCACAAGAUGGAGCCACCGAUGCUCAUGCCAGGGCCUCCAGUAACUUUGUAUUCCAUGAAAGGUAAUGUGUACAGUGAACAAGCUAAACCUUUCUAGCGAGUGCUUUCACUUCUCUUUACUUGCCUCUUGCGGUGAUGUGCCGUACACAGCAUCGUUUCACCUUCUUUCCCUGGGGUGUGCCCGCACGUCAAGCAUGUACUGCACCUCAUCGUCACGCUGAACCUAGUGUCGGAAACUAGGUUUGACAGUGUGACUUCAUUGUCCUUUCCCAGUAAACCCGCGACUGGUCGCGUGGAUCGUUUUACGUUUUUUUUUUCUUUCAAGCGGAAUCACAGCAGGGACAUAGAGCCAUGUACGUGUGUGAGUGUGGUUGGAAUCAUCACUUAACCUUCAUGCACAAGAUGUGGUGUGAGUGCGUGUCACUGCAAGGAUCAUGAAGAAGGAAGCUAGCUGGGUUGAAAAAAAAAAUUCCAGCAGACCUUUGCUUGCGAAUGCCUGACUGGAAGCCACUGCAUAGCUUUUUCUCUCCUUCGUCUGCAUUUGUUUGCACAAUGGAUCGUGGUUUCAAGGAUGCCAAUGUCUUUUUUUUUUUGUCUUUAGAAUUUUGGUAUGCGUAACCUAUGGCAGGUGUAACUUGGUGACCCCCUAGCUGAGGAGAAUGCGUGACACAUUUGUUGAUUUGGCCUGUGUACAAACCGCUUUAGAUUUCAGCACAAAGCACUUUGCAGGAAACGACCAUCAUUAAGUCAGUGUCUGCAUGGGCACUUAGUUUAAUAAUUAGGCUGACCCCCAAUGUUCACAUUCUUUUUCCACAUAAGGUACCAUCUUCUACAUUUGGGAGUGGAAAGCAACAGGUUUCUUCAUCUUAGAUAGCAGUCACUGGUCUUUCCUAAUGCGCCCAUUGAUGUCUUUUCGCAUGAUAAUUUCAUUAUCAUGUGCUCCUGUCAUCUGCUCGAAGGUGCUAAAUAGGAGGCCCGCUUGUUAAGUAAAUCCUCAGAGCUGGAAUUGUGAAGGAGCGUUAUGGAAGCACGAUGACUACUUCAGUAAGACUGUGGCACUAAAAUUCCACUACGAGAAGUGAAGCUGACAUUUCAAGUGUAGGAACCUUCAAGAAUAAUCGGGUUAAGGUUGUGAAAAUGCAAUUAGAGCAAUUUUUAACGUAUGGGUAUAGGGUGAUAUGAUAUCGGGUGAUAUGAGACAGCUUUGUGUCUCCCAAAGUGUGUCGCCCCCCCCCCCCCCCCCCCCCCUUGCUACAUUCAUAAUUUUUAGUUUCCUCUGUGUGUUAAGGUAAUCGGGCACUCAUGCAAGAUGUGUCGCCGACUCCUCUGCUAGCAUGGUCACAAAGUUACGUUUGCGCGUGCUCUGAUGGUGUAGGGAACCCUGUGCAUUUUCUAGUCUCGCCUCUACCUUUUUAAGCUUGCACUUCUAUUGCCGCAUGUCUGGCCGCUCUUUCUUGGAAAUUUCUGCCCAGUGUGCCUUAGGAACACCUUUUGCUUCGGGGAUAGCACAUGUACGAAUGUUGAAGAAGCGACUUUCUAUCCUCGUUAAAUGUUUUACCGGUUCUUUGGGAGUGAUGGUUUAAUAGCAGCUACGUUUACUUGGGCAGUUGCAGGGGUAAGCGGGAAAAAUUACGAGAUGCUCGCAGGGAUGAUCCUGUGGUAGGGAUCGCUGUGAGCCCUAGAAAUAGUGUACAUGAGAUACAGACUUAUUUUUAUUACACAUCCAGGGUCUUGCUCUUCUCCGGUGGCAUUGAACAUUGUAUGUAAUGUUAGAAGCAGUUGGUGUCUUCAGCCACAUGCGAAUUGACGUUUCACGGAGGUGGCUGUAUCAAAGGUGAUGUCAGCUAUGUCCUUAGAAUCACUUUUAAUCAGCAUUAAAGAGCAUUUCAUACAUA